Messenger RNA from Physella acuta, 2283 nucleotides. RefSeq names its product 60 kDa heat shock protein, mitochondrial. NCBI's taxonomy places the organism in Eukaryota, Metazoa, Mollusca, Gastropoda, Physidae. Gene Ontology annotation, molecular function: ATP-dependent protein folding chaperone; ATP binding. Gene Ontology annotation, biological process: protein refolding. The record is from RefSeq and is a predicted model, not a curated record.
CGAGGGCUGAUGACAUCUUUCAUUUCAAGGUCUGCAGCAGUACGUUUUCUCAGUCUGAUCUUGCGAGCUGAAACGACCAAGGCUGAUAAAAAAUUAGCCUCACAUCAAAAUGUUGCGUGUAGCAAGUGUUUUCCGCACUGCAGCUGCAAAGAAUCUGCUCCCAGCAAUAACCAGACAUUAUGCUAAAGAUAUCAAGUUUGGUGCUGAUGCUCGUGCCCUGAUGUUGCAGGGAGUCGAUCUUUUGGCUGAUGCUGUAGCAGUUACGAUGGGACCUAAGGGUCGCAAUGUGAUUUUAGAACAGAGCUGGGGUAGUCCAAAAAUUACCAAGGAUGGUGUAACAGUUGCUAAAGGAAUUGAUCUGAAGGACAAGUUUCAAAAUAUUGGUGCCAAACUGGUACAAGAUGUUGCCAACAACACCAAUGAGGAAGCAGGUGAUGGUACCACAACAGCCACUGUCCUUGCAAGGGCUAUUGCAAAGGAAGGUUUUGAAAGAAUUAGCAGAGGUGCAAAUCCUGUUGAGAUUAGAAGAGGUGUAAUGUUGGCUGUUGAUGCUGUUGUUGAGCAUUUGAAAAAAAUGUCAAGGCAAGUAACGACACCAGAAGAAAUUGCACAGGUUGCCACAAUAUCGGCGAAUGGUGACAAAUCAAUAGGUGAUUUAAUUUCCAGUGCAAUGAAGAAAGUUGGAAGGGAUGGCGUUAUUACAGUCAAGGAUGGGAAAACACUCAAGGAUGAACUAGAAACCAUUGAGGGCAUGAAGUUUGACAGAGGCUACAUUUCUCCUUAUUUUAUGAACACUGCUAAGGGUGCCAAAUGUGAAUUCCAAGAUGCACUGGUACUACUUAGUGAAAAAAAGAUCUCAAGUAUUCAGUCGAUUAUUCCAGCAUUGGAACUUGCCAAUCAAGCUCGUAAACCAUUGCUUAUCGUGGCUGAGGAUGUUGAUGGAGAAGCUCUUAGCACAUUGGUUUUAAACAGAAUUAAAGUGGGACUUCAGGUAUGUGCUGUUAAAGCACCCGGAUUUGGGGACAACAGAAAAAACACACUGCAGGAUAUGGCUAUUGCCACUGGUGGUGUGGUUUUUGGUGAUGAUGGAAAUCUGUACAAAUUGGAAGAUGUUCAAAUGCAAGAUUUUGGUAGCGUCGGAGAAGUGUCAGUAACUAAAGAUGACACAUUGUUAAUGAAGGGUAAGGGUAAUAAAACAGAAAUAGAUAAACGUAUUGCUCAGAUCAAGGAUGAAAUAGAAAUUAGUACUUCUGAUUACGAGAAAGAAAAGUUCAGUGAGAGAUUAGCCAAACUUUCAAAUGGAGUUGCUGUUUUAAAGAUCGGAGGAACAAGUGAAGUGGAAGUGAAUGAGAAGAAAGACAGAAUCAAUGAUGCUUUAAAUGCUACCAGAGCUGCGGUUGAAGAGGGUAUUGUCCCUGGUGGUGGCACUGCUUUGCUCAGGUGUAUAUCAAUCUUAGAUUCUGUAAAAACAGAAAACGAGGAUCAGAUAACUGGUGUAAACAUUGUGAGGAAGGCACUAAGGGUUCCUGCUCUGCAGAUUGCCCAGAAUUCUGGUGUUGAUGCUCAUGUAGUUGUUGAAAAGGUUCUCAACUCUGCUGGUGAUAUCGGAUAUGACGCUUUAAAUAAUGUAUAUGUUAAUCUCAUUGAACAAGGAAUCAUUGAUCCAACAAAGGUUGUUAGGACUGCACUUGUGGAUGCUGCUGGUGUUGCCUCACUGCUUACCACAGCAGAAGCUGUUGUUGUAGACUUGCCCAAAGAAGAAAAAGAGAUGGGAGGUAUGGGUGGUGGCAUGGGAGGUAUGGGGGGCAUGGGUGGUAUGAUGUAAAUUUGUUGCAUUAAGUUUUUAUCAAUCAUACCUUUAUAGCUGCAGUGGGAUUUUACAGAUUGUGUUCAAUACUUUCAGUUGUUAGAAUUUUCUAUCCUAUAAACUGUAAUGAGAAUAUUAGGUGUUUGACUCUUGUAGCAAGCAGUGCCAGUUUAAAGAUGUGAGUCAGGGGUAGUUUAUAAAGACGUGAUAUUUAAGUGGUCCAGGCAUUUAUUGUGAUUAUUACAUCCAAUGAAUAUUGCAAUUAUCAUCUAUUCAUACUGUUGAUUAGCUAUAAGCUGCCAAUGUCUAGAUAUGUUGUACUGCUAUUAGCAGUCACUUUUUUUGUUUCAUAAACCAUUAUUUGCAGUAUGCAAGAAGGAGAGGGUUAUGUAAAGGAAGUUGAAUGCUGUUUGAAAGUAUUUGAAUGUGGAUAAAUUUGAUUUUUAUAUUUAUAAAUAAUAAAACAAUGUCUUUUA